AUGAAUAGUAUUGUAAUUGUAAUUAGAAGGUCUGAUUAUGAAGGUGAAGGCAAGAGCAUACCUCAAGUAAUACUUAUUUGCGAGAGGAGUGGUAACUAUAAGUCUUGUAAGUCUAGUGAGACAACUAAUGUAAGGCCGGAUGCAAAUGGUGAUACGAAAAAGUGUGCUAGGGACACUGGUACCAAGAAAUGUGGACGCCCAUUCUUGUUAAAAGGCAUCAAUAUUGGUGAUGGGGAUGAUUGGAAGUUGGAGGUGGUUUGCGAAGCACACAACCAUCCUAUUUCAGAGUAUCCUUAA
Prunus armeniaca (apricot) is the source of this 297-nucleotide messenger RNA. The record is from the annotation of a GenBank genome assembly. NCBI's taxonomy places the organism in Eukaryota, Viridiplantae, Streptophyta, Magnoliopsida, Rosales, Rosaceae.